Messenger RNA from Scatophagus argus, 2985 nucleotides. RefSeq names its product procollagen galactosyltransferase 1-like. The transcript has 12 exons. The record is from RefSeq and is a predicted model, not a curated record. Gene Ontology annotation, molecular function: procollagen galactosyltransferase activity. NCBI's taxonomy places the organism in Eukaryota, Metazoa, Chordata, Actinopteri, Scatophagidae. The coding region runs from base 1 to 1830 and encodes 609 amino acids.
AUGCCCCGGGUCACCUCACUGCUGCCUGCCCUGCUGUUCGUUCUCCUGCCGGGCCAGAGCCGGGGCUAUUUCCCCGAGGAGCGCUGGAGCCCAGAGUCUCCGCUCCUCGCUCCUCGGGUCGUCAUCGCGCUGGUCUGCCGCAACUCGGCGCACUCUCUGCCGCUGUUCCUCGGAACCAUCGAGCGCCUCGACUACCCGAGGGACCGCAUUGCGCUGUGGGUGGCGACAGAUCACAACAUAGAUAACACUACAGCCAUCCUGAGAGAGUGGCUCAUCAAGGUCCAGAAUGACUAUCACUAUGUGGAGUGGAGACCUGAUGAUGAAAGCAGUGCCUUUGAAGAUGAGGUGGGGCCUAAGCACUGGAACAGUCUUCGUUAUGAACAUGUCAUGAAGCUCCGUCAGGCAGCGCUGGAGACCGCCCGUGAGAUCUGGGCCGACUACCUCCUGGUGACUGACUGUGACAACCUGCUCACCAAUCCCAAUGUGUUGAGGAUGCUGAUGAGUGAGAACAAGACCAUUGUAGCACCCAUGCUGGAGUCCAGAGCUGCCUACUCUAACUUCUGGUGUGGCAUGACUUCUCAGGGUUACUACAAGCGUACACCAGCCUACAUGCCUAUCCGUAAGCGGGAGCGUCGUGGCUGCUUUGCCGUACCAAUGGUCCAUUCUACCUACCUGGUGGACCUGCAGAAAGAGGCCUCCCGUCAGCUGGCUUUUUACCCACCACACCCAGAGUACAGCUGGGCUCUGGAUGAUGUCAUCGUCUUUGCCUACUCAGCUCGCAUGGCAGAUGUGCAGAUGUUUGUGUGCAACAAAGAAACUUAUGGGUAUUUCCCAGUUCCAAUGCCCUCCCACGCUACCUUGCAGGAUGAGGGGGAGAGCUUCUUGCAUACUCAGCUUGAGGUCAUGGUGAAAAAUCCUCCACUGGAAGCCUCCAGCUUCCUGUCUCUUCCUCCCAAGCAGCCUACCAAGAUGGGCUUUGAUGAGGUGUUUAUGAUCAAUCUGGUGCGGAGAUCUGACCGUCGUGAACGAAUGCUAAGAACUCUGUACGAGCAGGAGCUCAGCUGUAAGGUUUUUGCUGCUGUGGAUGGCAAAGCUCUGAACAAGACUGACAUAGAGUCUAUAGGGAUUAAGAUGCUGCCAGAAUACAAAGACCCUUAUCACGGUCGACCUCUCACAAAGGGUGAACUGGGAUGUUUCCUCUCUCAUUACAACAUCUGGAAGGAGAUCGUAGAUCGUGGUCUGAAGGCCUCGCUGGUCAUUGAGGACGACCUCCGUUUCGAGGUGUUCUUCAAACGACGUCUGCAGACGUUGCUGCAGGAGGUGACGUUACACAAACUGGACUGGGAUCUCAUUUACAUUGGGCGAAAGCGAAUGCAGGUGGACCACCCCGAAACCUCUGUGCCCAACAUCCACAAUCUGGUAGAGGCGGACUACUCCUACUGGACACUGGGCUAUAUGUUGUCAUUACAAGGAGCCCAGAAGCUCCUCAGGGCUGAACCUCUGAGCAAGAUGCUUCCUGUUGAUGAGUUCCUCCCUGUCAUGUACAACAAACAUCCAGUUUCAGAGUAUAUGAAGCAUUUUGAGAGCCGGAACCUGCGUGCGUUUUCUGCCGAGCCGCUUCUGGUGUAUCCAACCCAUUACACGGGAGACCUGGGCUACAUCAGUGACACGGAAACAUCAGUGGUGUGGGACAACGAGACGCUCAAAACCGACUGGGACCGAGCCAAGUCUAGGAAAACUCAGGAGCAAGAGGAGCUGAGCUUUGAGGCCCAGAACUCUGACGUACUGCAGUCUGAACUGGAGAACUGGAGCGCAAGGGAUGAGCUGUGAUGAAGAGGAGAGGACAUGAGGAGGAGGGAUGGGAGAAUUCUCUGGUAUACAGCGAUAAGGCUGAGUGAGGUAGAACAAAGCUGUGACAGUGGGGGAAAUGGAUAAGAUGGAAGGAAUAGAACAGAAUGCAGGAGCAGAGGGAGAAAAGGCAGAGUAGAUGACAGACAAAUGCUUUUCCUUGUACUGUUCUCUCUCCGGUUGGUCAGUCAAUCAAGUUUAUUUGCAGCAUGCACAAGAUACAAUCACAGUGAAAUGUAAUUAUUUGAUCUAUCCGUUAUUUGAUCUUUCUCUGAAGAGAGGAGGUUGGAUGUAGAGUUAACUCUUGAAGAGUCAGCUAGCAGCUUUUGUUUUAUUUAUUGCAUCCAGCGCACAUCCCUUGACCACAGCCUGGCCCUGUAACAGCUCUGUGUUUUCAGAUGAUAACAUGCCACACUUUAUACCACAUGAUGCAAACAUUCCCCCUUUUUGUAUCUUUUAACAGAAACAAGAAAAACAAAUGUGAAAAAGAUGCAGUAUUUAGCCCAACUCUAAAAUGCCUCUAAAGGGCUUCUGGAAACAUUUCAACAACUUCAUCAGCAAAACUUCACCUAAUUAUAUGUUAAAGCUGCAGUAUGUUUUGGAGAUUGGAGCCCCUUAAGUAUACAAAGAUUAUGUUACAUGUUUUGUGUUGUGGUUUCAAUCCUGUUUGUUAAAAAUAAGCAACGUCUCCUCGUAACCCCUAAUCACCAGUUGCUUGUCUACUGGCUGUGAUGAGUUCUACCAAAGAGCGAUUUUCAAAGAGCAAUAGAAAGGUGUAGAAGAAAUCAUCUUGUGACCCCUCACAUUUAUCUUAUUGGGGACGUCAAGUGGGGAACCACUGCUCUGUCUUCCUGUCUUGCUGUCUAGUUAAGCUCCAAGUUAAAAAAAAGAGUGUUAUUUAAGUAAUUUUGUUACUUAAUAAUCUUAAUAAUGCAUUUUUUUAACUCAUGAAUGUAUCACUGUUUUCUUUCAUUUGCUGUUAUCGGUUAAGUGUUUCAUUUUGGUGCAUUUUGUCUGUUGAAGAUCAGAUAAACAAACCAUUUUUAGCAGCAGUUCAUGUUUUAUCUCUCAUUUAUGUUUACAGUGUUUUGUAAAGCUUUUUUAACCAAAGAAUUAAUAAAAACAUUCAUAAUGAAA